CGCUGUCUCUCAAAUGAUUUUCAUUUAUUUUAGUCUUUAUUUGAAAUAUUAUUUUAUUUCUUCGCUUAUGUUUUAAUUGUAUUAUCAUUUCUGGCCUUUUGUUUGCCUCUCGAUGUAGUCCUCAGCUGUGAAUCCAUGCAAUUCAAUGCAAACAUGAGUUUUGUGUCCAAAUAGUUGUCAAUCACUCGGAACCGCUCAUAGUUGUCAACAAAACAAGUGAUUUGUUGCCACAAUCGACACACAAAUCGCAUAAUUAUCUCAUUUGUCGCCAACACAUACCACGAAGACAUGGAGCAGGAAAACAACGUUAGGGUUGCGCUCAGGAUUCGGCCACAACUGCCCAAAGAAGUGAUAGACAUGUGUAAGACGUGCACAAGAGUCCUACCAAAUGAGCCACAGGUAUGGCUCGGAGCAGAUAAGGCCUUCACA
Molecule: messenger RNA, 429 nt
Organism: Oppiella nova
Lineage: Eukaryota; Metazoa; Arthropoda; Arachnida; Sarcoptiformes; Oppiidae
Source: the annotation of a GenBank genome assembly